Molecule: messenger RNA, 517 nt
Organism: Colletotrichum navitas
Lineage: Eukaryota; Fungi; Ascomycota; Sordariomycetes; Glomerellales; Glomerellaceae
Exons: 1
Coding region: 52-453 (133 amino acids)
Source: RefSeq, a predicted model, not a curated record
CCUUAGGUUGGUAGUGUGGAAAGCUCUCGACGAUUGGGAGGCACAAUUCAGAUGAGUUCGCCUCGAGGGGCCUGCCGCCUACCUUGUCACUCUACAUGUGGCCCGACUGCACCUUGGCCGCACUGGCUGAGCAGAUCGCUGCCGCAGACCCCUCGUUGCUGCCGGCACAAGGCUGGCCUUUCGUGUUAUACCCGGACACUAGGAACGCGGCGGACUCACCUGGCGCUCACCACGCGCAGACAGAGAUCCCCCCUGUUUCUGGUCAACGACCUAGAGAGCGUCGUGUUAGGCAACAGCACGGCAGGCGCUAUUCUUGCUGCUAUCAGCGCAGAGGCGGUUAACGGAGACAUACACAUGGCCGAUAGGACAACGGCAUUAUCGGACACGGAUAUAGCCAAGGAUAAGACGCUUGGUGACACCAAGUUUGUAGUAGGGUGUUGUGACAGUACUUAAGUGCCGUUGUAGCAGUGACAACUGGGAGUCCACUUUUGUCAUGACAGUUAUGAGCCCAGUUCGC